AAAUUGUAAUAAUAAACAACUAUUUCAAAUUACAUCAGCACGAUAACCUUUCUUAUCACGAUCUCAGCACAUUUGACUUUUGAGUCUCCCGCCAACUAGUGCGGCCUUCAACUCGAUUCAUAUUUUCACUGACACUAGUCACUUGUCAACUUAUUGCGGCGUUCGGACUUAUUUACGAAAAUAUUCUAAAAAUAUAAUAAAAUCAAUAUGUUUUCGAUUGACGCACCGCCGGAGUUACAAAAUACUGAAUUUUGUAACUAUAGAUCGCCGUUGAGCACUCGAUAUGCGUCCAAAGAAAUGCAAUACAACUUUAGUGACCAAAAAAAAUUCUCUACGUGGAGGAAAAUGUGGAUUUACUUAGCAAAAGCAGAAAAGGAGCUGGGUCUCGACAUAACAAACGAUCAAAUAGCCGAGCUCGAGUCCGCAGUCCACGAUAUUGACUUCACUUCCGCUGCAGAGCACGAAAAGCGUGUCCGUCAUGACGUCAUGGCGCACGUCCACACGCUUGCAGAGCGAUGCCCCCGCGCCGCGCCCAUCAUACACCUUGGAGCCACUUCGUGCUAUGUUGGCGACAAUACAGACCUGAUUGUCCUAAGAGAUGGCUUGGAUCUGUUGCUGCCACGGUUGGCUGCUGUUAUCAGUCGGCUUUCCAAGUUCGCUGAUGAGUACAAAUCUCUACCUAUCCUGGGCUUCACCCAUCUACAGCCGGCUCAAUUGACAACCGUAGGAAAGCGAGCGUCCCUAUGGCUCAGUGACCUUCUAAUGGACGAGCGCGCCUUGUCACGCGCGAGAAACGACCUCCGAUUUCGCGGAGUAAAAGGCACUACGGGGACCCAAGCUUCAUUCAUGCAACUGUUCAAAGGUGAUGGUGAAAAAGUAAAAGCUCUUGAUAAAAGAGUCGCUGAACUUGCUGGAUUUGACAAACGGUACAUUGUCACUGGUCAAACAUACUCCAGAAAAGUUGACUUAGAAGUCGUAGCAGCUAUAUCAGGCUUAGGAGCGACAGUACAUAAAAUGUGCUCUGAUAUUCGUAUUCUGGCGUCACGUAAAGAAUUGGAGGAGCCAUUUGAAGCUUCCCAGAUUGGUUCGAGCGCUAUGCCGUAUAAGAGAAAUCCUAUGAGAUCGGAACGCUGUUGUGCUCUUGCGCGUCACUUGAUCACACUGUACGCUAACGCUGCUAAUACGCACGCAGUGCAAUGGAUGGAGCGUACUUUAGACGAUUCAGCAAAUCGUCGUCUAACUCUUGCAGAAGCAUUUUUAGCCGCUGAUGCAACUUUGUUAACUCUACUUAACAUAUGCCAAGGACUUGUGGUAUACCCAAAAGUUAUAGCCCGUCAUAUUGACCAAGAACUUCCGUUUAUGGCCACUGAAAACAUUAUAAUGGCUAUGGUGCAAGCUGGUGGUGAUCGUCAAAUUUGCCAUGAAAAGAUAAGAGUCCUCUCUCAUGAGGCUGGAGCAGUCGUAAAACAGGAAGGAAAGGAUAAUGAUUUAAUCGACCGAGUUAAGAGUGAUAAAUACUUUGCACCUAUUAUAAAUCAACUCGAUAAAAUUUUGGAUGCAUCGACAUUUAUUGGCAGAGCGCCAGAACAAGUAAUUGAGUUCCUAGAUGAAGAAGUUGUUCCUAUUCUACAGAAGUACAAAGACUCAUUGGUUUUGGUAGAAAAACCAGUGUCCUUAAUGAUUUAAUAAUGUUAUAACCGAUUUUAUUAUUUGACGAAACAAUUAUUAUUACUAUUACAAUUAAUAUCUGAAUAUUAUAAGCUAUUUGGAUUUAUAUUGAAAUAAUACGACAUGAUAAAUGAAUAAAUGAUAUAUUUACA
Molecule: messenger RNA, 1820 nt
Organism: Maniola jurtina (meadow brown)
Lineage: Eukaryota; Metazoa; Arthropoda; Insecta; Lepidoptera; Nymphalidae
Gene: Adsl
Product: adenylosuccinate lyase
Exons: 3
Coding region: 208-1686 (492 amino acids)
Biological process (GO): 'de novo' AMP biosynthetic process
Cellular component (GO): cytosol
Molecular function (GO): N6-(1,2-dicarboxyethyl)AMP AMP-lyase (fumarate-forming) activity; (S)-2-(5-amino-1-(5-phospho-D-ribosyl)imidazole-4-carboxamido) succinate lyase (fumarate-forming) activity
Source: RefSeq, a predicted model, not a curated record